UAUGUGAAGGCUUGGUUACAUUUCAGGCAAGAUGGCGGAUCCGUCUUGUAAUGUCCGUAGCAGUUAUUUGGGUUUCUAGUUUUUGACGAAGGUCGUAGUAUCUAUGUUUUGUUAUGGAUCUAAUUUACAGCACUGUCUGGGACACAGUUAAACCAACGAGAAGCGAGUUAUGUGGGAAGGUUGCACUGUGCUGGUCAUGUAGAAACCUUAUUGCUUUCACAACUGGUCAUAGAAAGAUCUAUAAGCAAGCAAAGAGUAAAGACAAGACAGAAAAGCAGCAUUUCUGCAAUGCAAUUCACAUUGUGGACCCUGAUAAACCAUGGGAUGUAUACAGUUUUGAGUCGGAUCAUGAGCACCUGAUCCAGCAUCUGCUGUGGGACGGAACAGGCUCCAGGCUGCUGUCCGUGGAUGAAAGUGGAAUGUGCCGACUCUGGGCCAUGAAGGAUUACCUUCUAAAUGAUUGGUACCAGGUGGCAGAGGCAGAUGUCGGUGAAGGGGAAAGUCUCGUGUGUAUUUCUUGGAUUGAUAGUGGGCUCAAGGUUCAUUUUAUUGAGGAACAGCAUGCAACAAGCAAAAGGUUUGAGGAUCAUUUCAAGCCAAGUCUCAACAAGCCUCCAUUCACUGAGUUCGGGGGAAAAGCCCAAGAUGGAUGGAUAUCUAUCUCAGAAACUGGACUGAUUUGUGUCACAAAGCUAAAACCCAAGACUCAGAUAACAAGGAAACAACUUGCACCUGUCAGAAGCCACGUGGCUGUGUCUGACCUUGCAUACACCAGCAAUGGUAAAGUGAUAGUUGCUACCAACAAUGGAGAUAAAUCCACAUCUGUCCAGUUUUACAGAGUUCAACUGAAGACAGGGCCAAAGCAUUCCUGUCACAUAGAAUCUGUCCCUCUGCCAUGCCUUUUCCCUCACUCAAGAGAUGAACUUGAAAAUUUUGCUGAUUAUGCUGUCACUGAUAUACAGUUUCUGUUAAAAAAUUCUGGUGAAUAUGUUCUGGUCUGCACUACAGGGCCAUUUGGUAGCUGCAUCAAACGAUGGGACAUGAAAAAAGAAGGAAUUCAACUCCACCAGAAAUUCCAAAACUUCCAGUGCAGAGCUUGCACCCAACCACAAACAUUUAGAUGGUCCUGUGUUGCUACCUAUAUAGAUGGGGCACAGAUGACAGCUUUAGCGUUGCCACGACUUCCCUGCAAGGUGGAUGACUACCCUGGCAUCACAUAUCCCAACAAGUCCCUUGCCGUUGGCCUGGACAAUGAAAAGAUACAAGUGCUCAAGAUAGAGGCCAAGGCUGAACGACGCUACCUGUUGCCUGUCGGUGCCUUCCACCUGCAAACAAAGCUCCAACUUGACAGCGAACAAGCACACAAGAAGACAGCUAGUGCACCCUACUCCACCUCUCAACAUGGAACAGGUGUCAUGGCUGCCUUGUGGUUCUCCCCGGCUUGCACAUGCCUCGCGGGCGUCACCACCACUGGCCAUCUCUCACUCUUUAAGUUUCAGCAUGCAACAGAGGUUGUUGAUAGAGCUCGAUUCAAGAGGAAUCUUGUGGAUUUGUUUGAGUAUUGCUUGAUAACGGGUUGGGACUGGUGGGACGUUUUGAUUGCUGCCCAUAUAGGAGCACCUCAAGACACUAUCGAUGGAGUGCUGAAGCAGCUCUUGGAUGAGUUGAGUUACCAACACCCAAUCAGCCAGCACAUGAUGGUGGCCAAGACAACAGCACUCAAGGCCAGUCUGUACAGAUGUACCAAGGAUGGUUCAGGUCAAGCUAUGGACUGCUAUGCUACACAGUUUCUCUUUGCUGUUGCACUUGCCUUAAGAUCCCUGCCUUACUGUUCUCAAUCAAACAUGGAAUUCCUUACGAAGACUUGUUCACGGGCUCAGGCGGAUGCUGAUAUUGACAAGGUCAUUGCAGGCUUGGAGAGCGAACAAUACUCUGUAGACCCUGAAACUCUGACUGCAAUGCAUUCGUUAAUAAAGUGGAUAGCUGACCUGGCAAUGUUCAUAGUGGCUGCAUUCACCACAAGACACACAAAGGGCUCCGUGCCUGGCGUGAGCCUUGGGCGAAACGCAGAAGUACUCGGCAUUAUCCGUGAGAUGCUGGUGCUAAUCCGUAUAUGGGGUGUGGCAACGCCUUCAAUCGUACCCUCCAUCACUCCUUCAGCAGAUAAGAAAGACUCACUCGCCCUCCUAUUCACCAUCAUCACAAAAAUGUGGCAUCACAGCAAGUCUACAGAAAGCCAAGAGAUCGAGGAACGCCUGGCAGUGGAAGCUUCGCCAUUACUGCCCAACCAGCUGUUCCUUCAAAACAUGAAGGCACCAACUCUGAACCGAGGCAUCUCUGGUAAGCCGGUCAGCGGUCAGGUGAAGCCAGCCUUGUACCAGUUCAAUGUAUCUCCUACUGGGCCCAGUGUGUGUCAUAGCUACAACCCAUUCGCGUCCGCCAUCUUGCCUGUGGUCCCCGACAGUCCAUACUUCUUGGACGUGGUUGGCCGAGUCUUUAUAGACAGCAGUCCGAAUGUACAGCUCAAGCAAUGUACCAGGUGCAGCUGUGUAUCACAGCUCAGAGGCAGCGGGACCAACCUCGCAAUGAAAACAUGGGACCAGCGAUGGGUGAGAUCCUGUGUAUGCGGCGGCACCUGGAAAAGGUACACUGCGCCACAACCCUGAACCCUGUCUACGGGAUUCAGUACAUCAUACGCAAGACCCCUGAAUCGUAUACGGGAUGUAGUACGCAUGCAAGAACCCCGAAACACCUUCUACGGGAUUUAGUACGUCGCGCAAGAGCACUGAACUGUCUACGGGAUUUAGUACUCGGAAAAGCCCUGGACCACCCUCUACGGGAUUUAGUACAUCACGCAAGAACCCUGAAGUUUUUGUGGGAUUUAGUACAUCCGGACUAGGUGCUUAAGUGGGGACUGGUUGCGUUGUUUCAUUAGAUAUUCCAAGAAAAAUCAACGUAAAGAGAGCAGCUUUUAGCUUUUCGUUGUAUAUUCUCGAAACAACCAAAUCUGAGAUUUGCUCUUACCAUUAAAAAUAUUCAUACAA
Messenger RNA from Nematostella vectensis (starlet sea anemone), 3044 nucleotides. RefSeq names its product mediator of RNA polymerase II transcription subunit 16. Gene Ontology annotation, biological process: positive regulation of DNA-templated transcription. Gene Ontology annotation, cellular component: mediator complex. The coding region runs from base 114 to 2666 and encodes 850 amino acids. Gene Ontology annotation, molecular function: protein binding. The record is from RefSeq and is a predicted model, not a curated record. The transcript has 24 exons. NCBI's taxonomy places the organism in Eukaryota, Metazoa, Cnidaria, Anthozoa, Actiniaria, Edwardsiidae.